Molecule: messenger RNA, 633 nt
Organism: Hyaloscypha bicolor E
Lineage: Eukaryota; Fungi; Ascomycota; Leotiomycetes; Helotiales; Hyaloscyphaceae
Product: NAD(P)-binding protein
Exons: 3
Coding region: 1-633 (210 amino acids)
Source: RefSeq, a predicted model, not a curated record
AUGAUUGCUACUACAUAUCCGGAGCUCGGUGAAAAGACAGAAAGUUUGGAAGCGGCUGAGAAGUUUGCUGAGCAAAUUCGUGGUAAGACAAUUCUCGUCACAGGUCCUGGUGGAGGCAUCGGAUUUUCAACCGUGAAGGCAUUUGCCACACAAUCUCCAUCCCAUCUCAUCGUAGCGGGCCGCAACCCAACUAGAAUCCAAGGAAGUAUCGAUGCGCUCAAAGUCAACUUUCCAAAAGUAGAACUAAGGUGCCUCGAGCUCGACCUCUCCAACCAGAAAUCAGUCCGUGAAGCGGCGGCAAAGGUUCUCACCUGGAAAGAUGUUCCCACCAUGGACAUCCUCGUGAACAACGCCGCCGUGAUGAACCUCCCAGAACGCAUGCUCAACGAAGAUGGAAUCGAGACGCAAUUUGCAACCAACCACGUCGGAAACUUGCUCUUCACCUGCCUCAUCAUUCCCAAGCUCUUCAAAGUUGCAGAAACCAGCCCGAGAGGUGCAACGCGAGUCAUAAACGUCUCUUAUCUGUCGUCAGUGGUAGCAGGAAUGAGCUGGAGCGACAUUAAUUUCAACAAGAUCAACAAAGCUUUGCCCGAAGCUGAGCAGCCGCCUUACAGCACACACACAUUGGAGUGA